Molecule: messenger RNA, 981 nt
Organism: Neoarthrinium moseri
Lineage: Eukaryota; Fungi; Ascomycota; Sordariomycetes; Amphisphaeriales; Apiosporaceae
Exons: 3
Coding region: 1-981 (326 amino acids)
Molecular function (GO): oxidoreductase activity
Source: RefSeq, a predicted model, not a curated record
AUGCCUGGGCUCGUGAAAGACACCGCUUUGGAGACGAUUACCGUUAGGGAACUUCAUCCAACCUUUCUAGCUGAAGUAGAAGGCGUAAACUUCCCAGCCAUUUCUGACGAGCAGUUCAGCGAAAUCGUGAACGCAAUGGCAAAGUAUGGAGCAUGCGUUUUCCGCUCGACUGGGUUGAGUGACGAGAAGCAUGUCGAAUUCUCUCGGCGCUUUGGUGAUCUUGAUAAUAUCGCGCGUUACUUGACUGGUGGUCGCAAGCCGCGGUAUGAACUGCUGGAGCUUUUUGACGCGGGAAAUAUCGAGAACGGUGCUGUCGUUGCUAAGGACAGCGUCAGAGGUCACUACAACAGGGGUAAUGCUCUUUGGCAUGUGGAUUCAUCUUUCAACCCGCGAAGGGCGUCUUUUUCCCUCCUUCGCGCUGUUGAACUUCCGCCUCCGGGCACUGGAGGAGAAACCUACUUCGCUGAUUCGAGAACCGCCUUCGAGGAACUUCCUGAUGACCUUCGCAAGGAGCUUCUUGAGCACGAUUACGUGGGAGCGCACACUAUAGUGCACAGCCGAAAGCUUGGUUCACCAGAAUACUUCAAGGACCUUGAUGCUUCAACUUCCCAAAUGUACCGCCACCGUAUUGUGCAGCUCCACGAGCCUUCUGGAAGAAAUAAUCUUUAUAUAGGCACCCAUAUGCAUCACAUUGAGGAUGCGAGCCAUCCUGGAAUCGCUGUCCCCAACUCGGCCGAGCUGAUUGAGAGGCUUUUGCGGCACGUUACACAGAGUAAGUACACUCGCUCUGUAGAGUGGAAUCAACCAGGAGACAUGAUUAUCUGGGAUAAUCGCUGCGUCUUGCACCGUGCAAGCGGUGGGAGCUUCGAGGGGAAGUUUAAAAGAGACGUCAGGAGGACAACGGUACAUGAUAACAGCCCGACCGCAUGGGGUUUGAACAGCGUCGAUUCAGAGUGGCAGGGCUUUCAGAGAACAUCGUAA